GCGCAUUUCAAAACGAGAAAUUGAAAAAGGAAUUCACAAGCGUGUGACUUUUAGAGUUGUUCGUCAGAGAUACUAUUUUAUUGAAAUUUUGUGUUAUAACAAACUAAAUUCUAGUGAUUAAAUUGACAACAUGCAGAUCUUUGUCAAGACCCUGACUGGUAAGACCAUCACACUUGAGGUCGAACCUUCAGACACAAUCGAAAAUGUCAAGGCCAAAAUCCAAGACAAAGAGGGAAUCCCACCUGACCAGCAGCGUCUGAUCUUCGCCGGUAAACAGCUGGAAGAUGGCCGCACACUCUCCGACUACAACAUUCAGAAGGAGUCGACUCUUCACUUAGUCCUGCGUCUGCGUGGUGGUAUGCAAAUCUUUGUCAAGACAUUGACUGGUAAGACCAUCACAUUGGAAGUCGAACCCUCUGACACAAUUGAAAACGUCAAGACAUUGACUGGUAAGACCAUCACAUUGGAAGUCGAACCCUCUGACACAAUUGAAAACGUCAAGGCUAAGAUUCAAGAUAAGGAGGGAAUCCCACCUGACCAGCAACGACUGAUCUUCGCUGGUAAACAGUUGGAAGACGGCCGCACACUCUCUGACUACAACAUUCAGAAGGAAUCCACUCUGCAUUUAGUUUUACGUCUGCGUGGUGGUAUGCAAAUCUUUGUCAAGACCCUGACUGGUAAGACCAUCACACUUGAGGUCGAACCUUCAGACACAAUCGAAAAUGUCAAGGCCAAAAUCCAAGACAAAGAGGGAAUCCCACCUGACCAGCAGCGUCUGAUCUUCGCCGGUAAACAGCUGGAAGAUGGCCGCACACUCUCGGACUACAACAUUCAGAAGGAAUCCACUCUGCAUUUAGUUUUACGUCUGCGUGGUGGUAUGCAAAUCUUUGUCAAGACCCUGACUGGUAAGACCAUCACACUUGAGGUCGAACCUUCAGACACAAUCGAAAAUGUCAAGGCCAAAAUCCAAGACAAAGAGGGAAUCCCACCUGACCAGCAGCGUCUGAUCUUCGCCGGUAAACAGCUGGAAGACGGCCGCACACUCUCCGACUACAACAUUCAGAAGGAGUCGACUCUUCACUUAGUCCUGCGUCUGCGUGGUGGUAUGCAAAUCUUUGUCAAGACAUUGACUGGUAAGACCAUCACAUUGGAAGUCGAACCCUCUGACACAAUUGAAAACGUCAAGACCCUGACUGGUAAGACCAUCACACUUGAGGUCGAGCCUUCAGACACAAUUGAAAACGUCAAGGCUAAGAUUCAAGAUAAGGAGGGAAUCCCACCUGACCAGCAACGUCUGAUCUUCGCUGGUAAACAGUUGGAAGAUGGCCGCACACUCUCGGACUACAACAUUCAGAAGGAAUCCACUCUGCAUUUAGUUUUACGUCUGCGUGGUGGUAUGCAAAUCUUUGUCAAGACCCUGACUGGUAAGACCAUCACACUUGAGGUCGAGCCUUCAGACACAAUUGAAAACGUCAAGGCUAAGAUUCAAGAUAAGGAGGGAAUCCCACCUGACCAGCAACGACUGAUCUUCGCCGGUAAACAGCUGGAAGAUGGCCGCACACUCUCUGACUACAACAUUCAGAAGGAAUCCACUCUGCAUUUAGUUUUACGUCUGCGUGGUGGUAUGCAAAUCUUUGUCAAGACAUUGACUGGUAAGACAAUCACAUUGGAAGUCGAACCCUCUGACACAAUUGAAAAUGUCAAGGCCAAAAUCCAAGACAAAGAAGGAAUCCCACCUGACCAGCAGCGUCUGAUCUUCGCCGGUAAGCAGCUGGAAGAUGGCCGCACACUCUCCGACUACAACAUUCAGAAGGAGUCGACUCUUCACUUAGUCCUGCGUCUGCGCGGUGGUAUGCAAAUCUUUGUCAAGACAUUGACUGGUAAGACCAUCACACUUGAGGUCGAACCUUCAGACACAAUCGAAAAUGUGAAGGCCAAAAUCCAAGACAAAGAAGGAAUCCCACCUGACCAGCAGCGUCUGAUCUUCGCCGGUAAACAGCUGGAAGAUGGCCGCACACUCUCUGACUACAACAUUCAGAAGGAAUCCACUCUGCAUUUAGUUUUACGUCUGCGUGGUGGUAUGCAAAUCUUUGUCAAGACCCUGACUGGUAAGACCAUCACACUUGAGGUCGAACCUUCAGACACAAUCGAAAAUGUGAAGGCCAAAAUCCAAGACAAAGAAGGAAUCCCACCUGACCAGCAGCGUCUCAUCUUCGCCGGUAAGCAGCUGGAAGACGGUCGCACACUCUCCGACUACAACAUUCAGAAGGAAUCUACUCUUCAUUUAGUUCUUCGUCUUAGAGGCGGCAUGCAAAUCUUUGUUAAAACUUUAACUGGAAAAACAAUCACUUUAGAAGUUGAGCCAUCGGACACCAUAGAAAAUGUAAAAGCAAAAAUCCAAGACAAAGAGGGAAUUCCACCAGACCAACAAAGAUUGAUUUUCGCCGGCAAGCAGUUGGAGGAUGGACGCACACUUUCUGACUAUAAUAUACAAAAAGAAUCCACACUUCAUUUAGUUUUAAGAUUAAGAGGUGGAAUUUAAAAAUGUUCUUCUGAAAUAAAUUUCUUCUGAAUGUAGUAAUGUAUUUUUUAUUUUAUGCACACAAAAUAAUAAGUUGGUAGGUAUACCUAUAUACAGCGAAC
Molecule: messenger RNA, 2643 nt
Organism: Spodoptera exigua (beet armyworm)
Lineage: Eukaryota; Metazoa; Arthropoda; Insecta; Lepidoptera; Noctuidae
Source: the annotation of a GenBank genome assembly